Messenger RNA from Plectropomus leopardus (leopard coralgrouper), 3496 nucleotides. The record is from RefSeq and is a predicted model, not a curated record. Lineage: Eukaryota; Metazoa; Chordata; Actinopteri; Perciformes; Serranidae.
AAGACAUAAAAAUAAAACAAAACCAUUCAGCAAUGAGACUAUACUCCAGUUCCUGGGCUAAAACAGAGCUGUUACUACAGUAAGUGUGCUUAUAAUGGUAGUGCAUAUUUAGGUGGUUGAUUAAAUUAAUGAGAGAUUAAACUGUAUAAAAACUUCAUAUCAUGAUUACUGUGAUCCACACCAUCAUGUUCAACUAUCUUGUGUCCAUGGUAUUUUAAAAUGUGCUGAACAUGUCCAAAAAUCACUGAUAAACACACAGAAAUAAUUUCACCAAGUUUUAUAUUAAAAAAAGCAUAAAUUAAGCAACACUACGCACCUUUUUCUUUGCAUAAGAAUGAUGACAUUGCUGAUGCCUGUACCAUGUAAACACACAAAAACCAUAUCAAACGUGCAUUAACAUUUAAAUACAGCCUUUCUUUGAAAUGCUUGAGUGUUUGUGUCACUGUAGAUGAGGACAAGGAACCAGUAGCAUGACUGGUUUGUGUCUGGGAGACUGUUGUGAACUUUGGCUGAUGCUGGACAGCAUUUACUAUUGACUUGGACACAAUUGAUGUCAGCAACCUGAACCGCCAGUUCCUCUUUCAGAAGAAGCAUGUUGGCAAGUCCAAAGCGCAGGUGGCCAAGGAGAGCGCCUUGCAGUUUUGUCCCACUGCAAAUAUCACUGCCUACCAUGACAGCAUCAUGAACCCUGACUACAACGUAGAGUUCUUCAGAAAGUUCAUGCUGGUGAUGAACGCUCUGGAUAACAGAGCGGCCCGUAACCAUGUGAACAGGAUGUGUUUGGCGGCAGACAUCCCUCUGAUAGAGAGCGGCACCGCUGGAUACCUGGGACAAGUCACAGUCAUCAAGAAGGGAUUGACAGAGUGCUAUGAGUGCCAACCCAAGCCCACCCAGAAGACCUUCCCAGGAUGCACCAUCAGAAACACGCCAUCUGAGCCCAUUCACUGCAUCGUCUGGGCCAAGUACCUCUUCAAUCAGCUGUUUGGAGAAGAGGAUGCAGAUCAAGAGGUGUCCCCCGACACAGCGGACCCAGAGGCUGCAUGGAACCCUGAAGACACGGCAGCUCGAGCCACAGCCUCAGAAAAGGACGGGGACAUCAAGCGAGUCUCCACCAAGGAAUGGGCCCGAUCCACAGGAUACGACCCUGUCAAACUCUUCAACAAGCUGUUCAAAGAUGACAUAAUGUACCUGCUGACCAUGGACAAGCUGUGGAAAAAGAGGAAAGCUCCCACACCGCUGGACUGGCAUCAGCUAGAGAACAGUGCAUGUCCUCAGGAGGAGUCUAUAGGUACAGGUUUGAAGGACCAGCAGGUUUUGGGUGUUUGGGGUCUCUGCCAGCUGUUCCAGCACAGCGUGGAGACUCUCCGCACACAGCUGCAGGAGAAGGGAGAAGGAGCCGAGCUGGUGUGGGACAAGGACGACCCUCCAGCCAUGGACUUUGUUACUGCAGCAGCCAACCUCCGUAUGCACAUCUUCAGCAUGAACACCAAGAGUCGCUUUGAUGUUAAGUCCAUGGCGGGCAACAUCAUCCCAGCUAUUGCUACAACCAACGCUGUCAUCGCUGGACUCAUUGUGCUGGAGGGGCUGAAGAUCCUGUCUGGGGAGCUAGAAUCCUGUCGCACGAUCUACCUGAACAAGUGUCCUAACCUUAGGAAGAAGCUGCUGGUCCCAUGUGUCCUCGAUCCGCCCAGCGCCAACUGCUACGUCUGCGCCAGCAAACCCGAAGUCACAGUCAAACUCAACGUCCACAAAACCACAGUCCUCUCUCUGCAGGACAGGAUCCUGAAGGAGAGGUUUGGCAUGGUGGCUCCAGAUGUUCAGAUAGAGGAUGGAAAAGGCACCAUCCUCAUCUCCUCAGAGGAAGGAGAGACAGAAGCCAACAACAGCAAAUUUCUUGCUGAUUUUGGGAUCCGUAACGGCAGCCGUCUCCAAGUUGAUGACUUCCUCCAAGACUACACACUCCUCGUAAAUGUCCUGCACACUGAGGAACUAGAGCGGGAUGUGGAGUUUGAGGUCGUAGGUGAGGCCCCAGACAAAGCUCCGCCCCCGCAGACUAACCAGGAAGAGGUUAACAGCAUCACCAACGGCAACAAGGACUCCGCCCAGCCAUCCACCUCUUCUAAAGCUCCAGCAGAGGAGGAUGACGUCAUGAUCGUUGACUCUGACGAGGAGGAAGGGGCGUCGUCCAGCUCCGCCGCUGCAGCAGCGACCAGCGGCACCAAGAGGAGGCACUCGGAUGUAGAAACUGGCGAGGCCUCCAGCAAGCGCCCCCGGACGGACCAAUCAAGUGCAGCAGCCGCCCCCACUGACAACGAUGAUGAUGACGACAUCAUCGCUCUGGAUUAACCCCUCCCUCCCGGUCUCCUCAAGGACUGCGAACUCUUUGAACGCUUUUUGUUUUGACUCAAGACUGACAGAAGGUUUGAAUAAAACACCUCUUUUUGCGAACAGUUUACUGCCCUGGUUGGUCUUUCGUCACUUCCUCCCCCUCAACUCUGUGUUUGUGCUUUCAUACUCCCUCUGCUCUGACAUGAUGCUGUAAAUAGGUUCUACAUUUUAAAACGUUUUGGAAAACACAUACAGCUUCUUUUUUGUUAUUUUUAUUAUUUCUGGUCCCUAUAAAAUAGUUCACUUGAUGGUUAAAAAAAAGUGCUUUUUUUUGUAUUUUUUAUAAACGUACUGUAUUUCUCAUGCUACACAAGUCAGGGUGUUUUGUGCUUUGUGGUCAGGUAAAAAAAAAAAAAAAGAUUUAAAAACCAAAACAUUUUUCUUGGGUUGUAAUAUUGAUCUCAGUCGUGAAGGGGACGGUAACGGACAGACCCGCGAGUCUGUCGGUGCUGUUGAUGUCUUUUAUCGGGUUGGUGAAGCACAGAGGCACUGACGGAGAGUUUGGCCACGUUGUGCCACGGGGGGUGUUAGUUUGCUACCUCUUUUCUAGAUUUAACAUGUUUUGGCUGCAAAUUUGUAACCAUGCCCUCCAUUACACCGCCACAGUGAGGCAUCCCGCUCUUGGAGAAUCAAAAAAAAGUGACUCAGAAACAGCCGUGGAGCAGCACAGCGGCGCGAACAUGCCUCUCUGUCAAACUGCACUGUAUCCUAAAGGCUCCGGCUAAGCACACGCAGCUUAGAUCCAGGCUAGAAAUAGUUAAAUGUUAACGUGUUACAGUCACUAUUUAUUAGUAUGACUUGGUUCUGUUGGAGCAGAGAGGGUUUGCUUGUUUAGACGGUUAAAGACAGAUCCAGAGACGGAGAAGUGGUUUGACCUGAACCAGUCGUUGUUUUUCAUACUGCAGAGGUGAAUCUGAUGGCGGUGGAGUCCUGCACUGAAAUAACAGAGGAACCUUUUUUGCACACAAAGUGCAGCAGUUGAGCUCCUGCUGUCUUUUUCAGUCUGUGUCCAUAGUUUCAUAUUUCAUUGUGAUCUGACUUGUUGUUGAAAGGCUACAAGAGCCAUUUGGACCAAUUUGAUGAAGACAAUAAACUCAAUUCAUGCAGA